CCCUGGGUGGUCUGGGCCCCGGCGCGGCGCUCAACCGUCCCCACGUGGCCGUUUCCGCGGAGGCUGGUGCUCGGGGGCUCCCGGGGCUGGGCCGCACGGCGGGAGGAGCGGGUCGUGUGCUCGGAGCGCCGGGGGACCCACAGUGUCCGUCUUUUUAACGAGUUGGUUGCUACUGAAAGACUGAAGAGGUUAAUUGUAGAAACCGAGUUUUGUAGCUUCUGUAGAAAAGUCAGAUCUGUCAGCAUUGGACCCAGAAUACCGCGUGUCACCCAUCACCUAGAGCUGCCCCCUCAGGCACCGCCAUGUCUGGGCCCCGGACCGCAGAGCCGGCCCUAGGUGGGCAGGGAGCCACCUCCACGGGCUCUCAGCACGAGGACGCAGCCGACGGGAUCCAGAGCUCGCACCGCAUGCUCAGCUUCAGCGACGCGCUCCUGUCCAUCAUUGCCACCGUAAUGGAGUUUGACAAGAGUGUCCAGAAACUUCUAGCGACGAGGAUCGCUGUGUACCUGAUGACCUUCCUCAUCGUGACCGUGGCCUGGGCGGCACACACGAGAUUGUUCCAAGUUGUGGGGAAGAUAGACGAUACGCUUGCCCUGCUUAACCUGUUUUCCUUGAUGGUGGCCUUCCCCGAGGCGCCUUUGGGCAUCCUGCUGUUCUGUGUGUGUGUGAUGGCCGUCGGGGCCGUGCAGGCGCUGAUCGUGGUCUACGCCUUCCACUGCCCCCACCUGCUGAGCCCCCAGAUCGAGUGCUCGGCCCACCGGGCCCUCUACCGGCAGCGCAUCCUGGGCACCGUUCUCCGGGGCCCGGCGCUGUGCUUGGCUGCGGCCGGCUUCUCCCUCUUCUUUUAUCCAGUGUCGUACCUGCUGAUGGCGACAGUCAUCUUCCUGCCCUACGUCAGCAAGGCCGCCGGCUGGUGCAGAGCCAGGCUUGUGGGCCCCAGGGAGCCCCCGGCUCACAGCCUGGAGAUAUUCACCUUUGACCUGCACGAGCCGCUCAGCAAGGAGCGGGUGGAGGCCUUCAGCGACGGGGUCUACGCCAUUGUAGCCACACUGCUCAUCCUGGACAUCUGUGAGGACAACGUCCCAGACCCCAAGGAUGUGAAAGCGGAGUUCCACGGCAGCCUCGUGGCGGCGCUGCGCGCGUCUGGGCCGCACUUCCUGGCCUACUUCGGCUCCUUCGCCACGGUGGGCCUGCUCUGGUUCGCCCACCACUCGCUCUUCCUGCACAUCCGCAAGGCCACGCAGCCCAUGGGCCUGCUCAACACGCUCUCGCUGGCCUUCGUGGGCGGGCUGCCCCUGGCCUACCAGCAGACGUCGGCCUUCGCGAGGCGGCCCCACGACGAGCUGGAGAGCGUGCGAGUCAGCUGCGCCAUCAUUUUCUUUGCCAGCAUCUUCCAGUUCGCCAUCUGGACCGCGGCGCUGCUGCAGGAGGGGGAGACGCUGCAGCCCUCGGUGCGGUUCGGCGGCCGGGAGCACGCGUUCAUGUUCGCCAAGCUCGUGCUCUACCCCUGUGCCAGCCUGCUGGCCUUCGCCUGCACCUGCGUGCUGAGCAGGUUCAGCACGGCCAUCUUCCAUGUCAUGCAGAUCGCCGUGCCCUUCGCCUUCCUCCUGCUGCGGCUUCUGGUGCGCUUGGCGCUGGCCGGCCUGCAGGGCCUGCAGGGUCUGGCCCGGCCCACACACACCCGGCCGGUGCCUGGGGCCACGGACGACGCGCAGUCCCCGCUCCUCCCUGCUCCCUGCUAGUGCGACCCCGGUCCCCCGCCUGAGG
This is a messenger RNA of Lipotes vexillifer (Yangtze River dolphin), 1767 nucleotides long. It is a transcript of the gene TMEM175, whose product is annotated as transmembrane protein 175. The transcript is spliced from 9 exons. The record is from RefSeq and is a predicted model, not a curated record. Gene Ontology annotation, molecular function: potassium channel activity; proton channel activity. Bases 303 to 1742 code for a protein of 479 amino acids. Lineage: Eukaryota; Metazoa; Chordata; Mammalia; Artiodactyla; Lipotidae.